GUUUGGGGACGUGUGGGAGGCCCUUCAUGAAGCCGCAACAGCGGCGCCGAACAGCGCUCCAGCCCCUGUUGCCGCUGCCGGUGCCGCUGCUGCUUCUGCAAGAGGCGCCGACGGUUCGGGCUCCACCGCAGCGCCCCAUGACACCUGCCCAAUGGCCAGUGGUGGUAGCGACAAUGAGUGUGAUGCGCCGUCGUCGCGGCCUCCGCAAAUGCGCGUCACCAUACGCGCACGCUGCCGUGACCUUCGGCGUAUUGAAGUGGUGGGUGCGGCAGCCGGCACCGCCCUUGCGCGCGUGCUGCAGCCGCUAAGCAACACGAGCCCUGCUUGCUCUUCCGACGGGGCUGGCGCCAGCGGCGGUAGUGACGCAGACAACGGCGGCAGCGGCGGUGGGGUUGGUGGCGGUGAUGCCGACGAGGCGGAUCUGGGUGCCAGCAUCUGGCAGAGCGUUUGGCGGAGUUCCGAAGCGGGAGGAACCGCCGCCGGCGCCUGUGAGGGUGCAGCCGGCCAAUGGCGGUGGCGGUGGCCUGCGGGUGCUGUCAUUGGCAUGGUGGCCGCAGACCCCCGCCUGGCUGCGCCGGUGGCGGUGGGGGCGGCGCAAGCGGACGCGCUGGUGGCUGCUUCUGCAACGGCGUGUGUUGGGAGCGGCGGCGGCAGCGGCGGUUGUGGUGUUGGCACUGACAGCCAGCGGCGGGUUAGCGGCGGCUUGAGCGAUGAAGCAUCGCGCCGACGGCAGCAGCAGCGGAUGUGUGAGCGGCCACGUCUGCUGCAAGAGGAGGAGCUUCGGCGGCAGUUCCGACAGUGGCCGGAAGCAGGCGAUUGGACGGCGGGAGCGUCGGCCCUCUGGCGCACGCAUGAGCCUGAACGACCAACUUCCUCGUCUUCUGGCCUCGACCGCAGCUCGGUUUGUCCCAUGCCAGUACCACCGCCCAUGUCCCAGUCUGCCAUCGAUGACAUUCGCCGGGCCGUCCGGCGGCAAGUCCUGCGCGCCGGCAUGGGCUUGGCUCUUCAAGCCCAGGGGGGGGUCCCGGAGGCGUCCCGGACGACGCAGGCGCAGGGCCACGUGACCCAUGGGUCAGCAGCGAGCUUUCCGGUGCUGCUAAUACGGCGGUCUGCCGGGCUGCGCAGCGCGUCCGUUGCAGGAAGCCAGUCAGCGGCGACGGAGCGUCAUGAGGCUGUGGGUUGGUCCAUGGUGCUGCCGGCGAGAUGGGUUAUGCCGGUAUGGCUGGCCCUCACCUUUACUGGUGCAAGGCCCAUGGGACAGCUGGAAUGGCGUCAGGUUGCAGCGCACUGGCGCUCGCCAUGCUUCCCAUAUGACCAUCCUUUUACGCCGGCUGGCGAGAAGUACAACCGCGGUCGAUUUGCGGAGCUCGUGGCAGCUGCCUCCAAACGACCCAUGGGUCGGGCCCGGAUAGCGGAUGCGAGUCCCUUGGCGGACUGGACCAGGUUGGCACGGUUCGUAGACAUCAGUUCGCCAAGCCAGCCACCGGAAGCUCUGCUCGGGGGCCCAAAGCGGCAGCCACCGGGGCUUCCACCUUCCAGCAGCAACUCGGACAAGGCAGUGCCCUUCACCACGUUGGCAUACCCGCCUACGGGCCCUGAAGCAGUAGACUCCUCGCAACGGCUGGUGAACUCAGGAGCGGCAAUGCACCUGGUAGACGGUUCUGAGGUGCCCAGCAAUGGAGGGAUCGGUGCUGCCUGUACGCCGGCGCCAGUUAUGCCGGUACGCUCUUGGGGACUGAUCUUGAGCGACAGGUUGCUGCGGCGGAUUGAGCAAGGCGCCGGCAUACAGCAGGGAGGGUCUAGCGGGAUGUGUGGAAAGAUCAAGUCGAGCCUUCAAGGCUGGACGCUACGAAAGGCGCUGAAGCUUGGCCUGCUUACGCCGACGGUAGCACCUGUCAGAGCGCAACCUGUUCCAGCUUUGCACGUGGAGGCGCUUCCUCAACAGGCGCCCCAGCCGCCGAUGCAGCACCUUGUUUUUGUUGGGCUGCGGGUGGUAGGGCCUGGUGUUUGUGAGGCUGGCGCGGAAGUUCUGAUGCCCUGCGGCGAUAGAAAGCUUGCCGUGUGGGGCUCCUGCAGUGACUUUGCACCCCAGCGUGUAGCCCCGGAGGACUGUAAUGUGGUACAGCAAGCGGCGUCGGCGGCUCUUGAGCAGCAUGGAGUCUCAAAACAGGCUCUCCUCCUGGGGUACGUGGUCUCUGCGGCACCCUUGGGUUCGGAGCUGUAUCCAGGAGGCCUCGCAGUGUGCGAUGCUGGCAGUCUGGCCCGCCUGCUCGCUAGCGAUGAGAGCCAAACGGGGUACUGCAGGCGGGAUGCUGUGGCCGGCACCGCAGCUACGUCCGCAUGCAGCGGCUGGGUGGUCAACAGCAAGUUACUCCCCAGCAGCGGCCGUGGAAGUGCGAACGGUCGCGUUGUCCGUGUCUGGGUGCGCAAUCAUGGCUCUGUAGCGCUGAGGAGCUGCAAUGCGACAGUCUUACUGGAGUACACGUGUGGCUAGGCGCAGGGGAGAGAGGGCGGUAGCUCGUAGCAGCUACCAUGUGUCUAGGGCGAAGAAACCUGGAUGUGGCCCUCUUAAUAAAUCAUCUAUACCGGUAUUUUUAAAGCACUCUUUCAUUCGUAAGAUGGAAGAUAGUGGUGUACGGCACCCAUCGGGCAGGUGUACGUAUUGGUGUGAUUUGCUCGAUAUGGGCGGCUUAUUGUAACCGGGCGAGA
Molecule: messenger RNA, 2709 nt
Organism: Astrephomene gubernaculifera
Lineage: Eukaryota; Viridiplantae; Chlorophyta; Chlorophyceae; Chlamydomonadales; Astrephomenaceae
Source: the annotation of a GenBank genome assembly